AACCAUCAUUCUAUAUCCUCUCUCCCUUCAGAGCCAACCAUCUUUUUCUCUUUAUCUCUCUCCCUCUCCCUCUCCCUCACCCUCUUCCUCUCUGUCUCAAGGAAUGAUGGAAGUUUCUUGGGAAAAAAGUGUCACUGACUCUAUUAACACUAUUUAUCUUCUCUUUUCUGCAUAUUUAGUCUUUGUGAUGCAACUUGGUUUUGCCAUGCUAUGUGCUGGCUCAGUCCGAGCCAAAAAUGCCAUGAACAUCAUGCUUACAAAUGUUGUUGAUGCCGUUGUUGGUAGCAUUUCUUACUACCUCUUUGGCUUUGCUUUUGCAUUUGGUGAUGGCUCCGGUUCUAACCCUUUCAUUGGCACAAGCUUCUUUGCUCUUAAAGAUAUUCCCAACAGCACUUAUGACUAUAGCUAUUUCCUUUAUCAAUGGGCUUUUGCCAUAGCUGUUGCAGGUAUCACCAGUGGCUCCAUUGCUGAGAGAACCCAGUUCAGUGCUUACCUUGUUUUUUCAUUUUUCCUUAGUGGGUUUGUGUACCCAGUUGUCGUUCACUGGGUCUGGUCAUCCAGUGGUUGGCUCAGUCCCAGUUCAAGUGACUUGCUGUUUGGUUCUGGUGCUAUUGACUUUGCUGGCAGUGGCGUCGUGCAUUUGGUCGGUGGAAUUGCUGGGCUUUGGGGUUCUUUAAUUGAAGGCCCUCGAGUGGGCCGGUUUGAUGCAUUUGGCAAGCCUGUGCCAAUGCGUGGGCAUAAUGCAACCCUAGUGGUUCUUGGCACAUUCUUGUUGUGGUUUGGUUGGUUUGGGUUUAAUCCUGGCUCAUUUGAUCAAAUUCUUGUGGCUUAUCCUUCCACCUCUGAUCAAGGUAACUGGACUGGAGUCGGUAGGACUGCAGUUACGACUACGUUAGCCGGAUCAACAGCCGGGCUUGUAACACUAUUUGGCCGGCGACUACUAGUCGGCCAUUGGGAUGCACUCGAUGUUUGCAAUGGGUUGCUUGGUGGAUUUAUCGCAAUCACUUCUGGCUGUUCAGUGGUUGAGCCAUGGGCUGCUAUUGUUUGUGGGUUUUUUUCAGCUUGGGUCUUGAUUGGGCUCAACAUUUUGGCACUAAAACUGAACUUUGAUGACCCAUUAGAGGCAACCCAAUUGCAUGGUGGGUGUGGUGCUUGGGGUUUGAUUUUCACAGGGUUGUUUGCCAAAAAGGAAUUUGUGAUUCAAGCUUAUACUUCAGGAGAGAGUGGUGUGGUGCGACCCUAUGGUCUCUUCAUGGGAGGGGGCUGGGGUCUAAUUGGAGCACAAGUGAUUGAGCUUUUAGUGAUUGUAGGAUGGGUUAGUGUGACAAUGGGACCUCUUUUCUAUGCUCUUCAUAAGCUAAGGGUUCUGAGAAUCCCUAUAGAGGAAGAAAUUGCAGGGCUUGAUAUAUCUAGCCAUGGAGGAUAUGCUUAUGUUGCUCAUCCAGAAGAAAGCCACCCUCGCUUUUAUUCAGAUUAUAUGCGAAUACAAGAUAGAAAUAGUAACUAGAUUGCUACUGCUCCAUUGGGGUAGUGUCUAUAACUCAAAUCACAUUUCUGUAUGGCUCCAUGUCCUAUUAGUGCUUGUCUUUUUUUCAAUGAAUCAAAUUGCCCAGUCGACUUAUAAAAAGGGUGUCAAUUUGAGUAUUCUUUCUUGUAGUGAAGUCAAAAGAUUUCACCUGUAACACCUUAAUAAGGAGUUUUGAAUAUU
Messenger RNA from Pistacia vera, 1708 nucleotides. Its product is annotated as ammonium transporter 1 member 3. The coding region runs from base 104 to 1507 and encodes 467 amino acids. The record is from RefSeq and is a predicted model, not a curated record. Lineage: Eukaryota; Viridiplantae; Streptophyta; Magnoliopsida; Sapindales; Anacardiaceae. Gene Ontology annotation, cellular component: membrane. Gene Ontology annotation, molecular function: ammonium channel activity. Gene Ontology annotation, biological process: ammonium homeostasis; ammonium transmembrane transport. The transcript has a single exon.